UUACGCCAUCUUUAGGCGAGUAGUGACAUAUUUGAAAUCCGAAAGCAUUCUUUAAAAAGUUUAUAAUAUUCAAUGUUUUAUGGGUAGAUAAUAGAAAUGUAAUAUCUUUGUCAGUAUCAAAUGAACAAUUUAGACAACCCUUACCUUUAUGAACUAUAAUUGCAAUGUAAUUUGAAAACAGUGAUUUAAACUUUGUUGUUGAUAACCUCGCAACACUGCCAUGGAAGUGAUGUUAGCCUUCAAUUCUCAUGCUGUUUGUUUACUUUAUUAAAUAGCUGAGGAUGAGUUGAAUGACCGACCAACAUCCUAAUUGUGAUUAAUUUGUGAUAAGUAGUGCAACAUAUAACAUAGUAAAAGGCAACAUAAUUUUGAUAAUGACUAUCACUGAAUAUUUUACGGCUUGUCGCUUCUGCCUGCGCUACGAUGCUACCUGCUAUGACAUAGUUGGCGACAAAUGCUUAGAAGAGAAGAUUCGAAAAGUGUUCAAGUUCACGAUGAGAAACAACUACCAACUAUCGCAUCGGAUAUGUAUGGCAUGUAAUGAAAGCAUAAUUCGUUUCGAUGAUUUCGUGGAUAUUGUUCAUCGUAAUCAGGAAUUCUUGAAUCGCUUAUUGGAUGCCUCAGCGAUAACAGCCCCGCUGGAUGUUCCUGAACCAGCCCCAAGCUCCAAUCUUUGGACCAUCGAACAUCCUACAGUUCAUAUCCAGGUCAAGCUAACCGAUGAACCCCAUCCAGCGUCAGAGUGUGGUGAACCGACAGAGGUCAUAGUCCCUCCGGAUGAUAACCAGUCUAUAAAGAAGCGAAAUCUUCAAACUAAAGGAAAUGAUUCGUUCCCACAGCACAUGAGUCUGUACUGCAAUAUCUGCGGUGAUAGUUCAGAACACUUCGACAAUUUUUCGAAGCUCUUGAAACACUUCAAAGAAACCCACGAAACUCGAGGCUACGCUGUCUGUUGCGAUCGGAAAUUUUUCCGCAAGGACAGACUGCUGGACCAUUUUGCGCUUCAUAUUAACCCGAAUGCAUUUAAGUGCAACGAAUGUGGCCAUCGCAGCAAAAAUGCAUUGUUGCUCGAGAUUCACCGGAAGCAGCACAGCACAACCGAACGACGAUACGUUUGCGACAUGUGCGACAAGACUUUUGUGACCAAAUCGCAGUUGUACAACCACAUGCCAAAACAUGGCGUUAAGAGACACCGAUGCGAUGUUUGCGGAAAAUUAUUCGGUCAUAAGUUUACUCUGACGCAACACCGGCUGAAGCACGAAGAGCUGGAUAAGUUCAUCUGCGAGAUCUGCGCUAAGCCACUUUCGACCAAGAGCAAUUUGAACGCUCACAUCCGGACCCAUCAUGCGAGAUCGGACGAUAAAGUGCAAUGUAGCUUCUGUGCCAAGUGGUUUAAAAAUGCAGAAACUUUGCGAUCACAUUGCAACGCAAGGCACAAGGAUCAACGGGAGCAUCGAUGUGCGCAGUGCGGCAAACUAUAUCCUACCGGAAGUGGUCUGAUGGAACACGUCCGAAGGGUACAUCGGAAGCAGACCAACUACAGUUGUGAUCAGUGUAGCAAAAAGUUUUUCAAGAAAUCUAGCAUGGUGGAGCACAUCAAAAGAUCUCACAGCGGCCCUAACCCUAAGCCAAUGUUCAAGUGUGAAUUUUGUGACAAGGAGUACCUUCAUAGCAAUAACUAUUUUUUCCACCGGAAAAAGGCCCAUCCCGAUGAGUAUGCGCAACUACGACGCGCUAAAGACCAGCAACGGAUUGGAUUAAAAGUUACAGAGGAAAGUGACUCUAGUGCUGAUGGUUAACAGUUUUCGGCCAAUAAACGAUGUACAUUUUCAUAUUGCGGGGGUCUCGUGGUUUAGUUGGCUACACGUUCACCUUAUAAGCGGAUGGUCAUGGGUUCGAUUUCCAGCCCCCUAACAACCUCUCAUCAUGCCACUGAAAGAUGCAACAUGGUGCAAGACGCUUAAGGGACCGCUCGUGCUCAUCGCAGGCACCUUGCAACGGCUGGCAAUAGAAUUCUCAGAGGCAAAUCCUCUACCGACACAUGGAUAGGACAGCCAACCACGCUAUGGCAGCUAUGGACAACGGAUUAGAUCAACCGAGCUAGAAAUAACUACAUGAAACAGUGAUCGGAUUCCUGGUACGGAUUAAUAAAGGACAUCAAAACU
This is a messenger RNA of Armigeres subalbatus, 2165 nucleotides long. RefSeq names its product zinc finger protein 234-like. Gene Ontology annotation, biological process: regulation of transcription by RNA polymerase II. The transcript is spliced from 4 exons. Bases 375 to 1799 code for a protein of 474 amino acids. Gene Ontology annotation, molecular function: DNA-binding transcription factor activity, RNA polymerase II-specific; RNA polymerase II transcription regulatory region sequence-specific DNA binding; zinc ion binding. Lineage: Eukaryota; Metazoa; Arthropoda; Insecta; Diptera; Culicidae. The record is from RefSeq and is a predicted model, not a curated record. Gene Ontology annotation, cellular component: nucleus.